AGUGGCAUGAUCUCAGCUCACUGCAAACUCCACCUGCCAGGUUCAAGUGUUUCUCCUCCCUCAGCCUCCUGAGUAGCUGGGAUUACAGGCACCCUCUACCACGCCCAACUAAUUUUUGUAUUUUUAAUAGAGACAGAAUUUCACCAUGUUGGCCAGGCCGGCCUUGAACUCUUGACCUCAAAUGAUCCACCCGCCUCUGCCUCCCAAAGUGCUAGGAUUACAGGCGUGAGCCACCACACGCAGCCUCUUUUCACUUUCUUGAUGGAGUCCCUUGAAGCACAAAAAUUUAAAAUUUUGUAAAUCUAGUUUACUAGUAUUUCUUUCUGUUACUUGUGUUGUUGGCAACAAAUCCAAGGUCACAAAGAUUUACUUGUAUUCUAAUAAUUUUAUAGUUUUAGUUCUUAACGUUUAGUUCUGUAAUUCAUUCUGAGUUAAGUUUUGCAUAUGGCAUGAGGGCUCCAGUGUCAUUCUUGUUACGUAACUAUUCAGUUAUUCCAGCUUCAUUUGUUGAAAAGACUUUCAUCUUGGCACCCUGUUGAAGGUCACUUGAUCGUAAAAUGAAUUAUUUCUGGACUCUCAAUUCUGUUCUGUUGAUACUAUGGGUUCAUCAUUAUGCCACUUCCACACUGUCUUGAUUACUUCAGCUUUGUUGUAGUAAGUUUGGAAUCAGUAUGAGCCUUCCUUCAAGAUUGCAUUGGCUGGAUAACCAGAGACUAAUUAUUAAAAAAAAUUUUUUUUAAAGAUUGCAUUGACUAUUCUGGUUGCAUUUCUAUGUGAAUUUUUGGAUCAGCUUGUCAAUUUCAGCAACAAGGCAGCUGAGAUUUUGAUAGGAACAGUGUUGAAUAUGUAGGCCAGUGUGGACAGUAUUGCAUUUUAUAAUAUUAAGUCUUCCAGUUCAUGAACAUGGAAUCUUUUUCUAUUUAUUUAGGUCUUUAAUUGUUUUCAAAGACGUUAUGUAGUUUUCAGUGUGUAAUUAUACUGCUUUUGUGGAAUUUAUUCCUAAAACUUUUUGAUGCUAUGUAGGUGGAAUUGUUUUCUUGAUUUACUUUUUGGGUUGUCCACUGCUACUGUAUAGAAAUACAGUAGAUUUUUUUUUAAAGUUUUUUAAAAAUUGUGAAAUAUGUAAAAUUUACCAUCUUAUCCAUUUUAAAUGAUGUAGUUUGGUGGCAUUAAGUCAAUUCACAUUGUUGUGCAGCCAUCACCACCAUCCAUCUCUGCAACUCUUCAUCUUGUAAAAUGGAAACUCUAUACCCGUUAAGUCAUAACUCCUUAUUGCCUUCAGCUCUUGGCAGCCACCAUUCUACCUUCUGUCUCUAUGCAUUUGAUUAUUCUAGAUACUUCAUUAGUGGAGUCACAGAGUGUUUGUCCUUUUGUGACUGGCUUAUUUCACUUAGCAUAGUGUCCUCAAGAUUUGUCCAUAUUGUAGCGUGUGUCAGCCAAUUGAUUUUUGUAUGUUGAUACUGUGUUCUGCAGCUGUGCUGAACAUGUUCAUUAGUUCCAGUAGUCUUUAUGUAUAUGGAUUCAUUAGGACUUUCUGUAUACAAGAGCCUGUCAUCUGUGAAUAGAGAUAGUUUUACAUCUUCUUUUCCAAUUUUGGUGCGUGCUUACUCACACACGCACUCUCUUUUUUCUGACUGGAACCUCCAGCUCAAUGUUGAAUAGGAAGUGGCGAGAUCAGACAUCCUUGUCUUGUUCCUAAUCUUGAGGAAAAGUAUACAGUCUUUAUCAUUAUGUAUGUUGUGAGCUGUGGGCCUUUAUCAGGUUAAGGAAGUUUUCUUUUAUUCCUAUUUUGAGUGUUUUGUCUUGUAAAAGGAUACUGGAUUUUGUCAGAUGCUUUUUCUGUGUCUCUUGAAAUCAUCAUGUAGCUUUGUCCUUCUUUCUAUUAACAUGGUGUAUUUCGUUGAUUUUCAUGUUAAAGCAAUCUUGCAUUCCUGGGAUAAAUCCACUUUGUGUAGUCCUGUUUGUAUGUUGCUAGAUUUGGUUUGUUACUCUUUUGUUGAGGAGUUUUAUGUUUGUAUUCAUAAGGGUUAUUGGCCUAUAGAUUUAUCUUUUGAUACCUAGGUUCCCUUUUGGUACCUGGUACCUGAUUUGCUCUGGUUUGCAAUCUGGGACCUUUAGCUGUUGGUUUUAUGUCCACCUAAUUCUGCAUUGUACAAUAAUAAUUGUUUUUAUGUAUUCAGUUUUAUUUUCUACUGUAUGCACUUCCUCCUUUGGCUGCAACCUUCUUUGCAUCCUAACCUUAGCUUAGUGCAGUGCUUUGUGCCUAGUCUCUCAUGGCUAGCAAUUAGUGUACACUUUUUACAUUUUAUUUAUUUAUUUUUCGGGGGACAUGGUCUUGCUCUGUUGCCUAGGCUGGAAUACAGUGGUGUGAUCGUGGCUCACUGUAGCAUUGAAUUCUUGGGCUCAGGUGAUCCUCGUGCUUCAGCCUCCUGAGUAGCUGGGACUACAGGCAUGUGCCAGCUACUGGCUAAUUUUUUAAUUUUUGUAGAGACAGGGUCUUGCUGUGUUGCCCAGGUUUGUCUCAAACUCCUGGCCUCAAGUGAUCCUACCACCUUGGCCUUCCAGAGCACUGGGAUUAUAGGUGUGAGCCACCACACCUAGUCCCACUGUACACUUUAUACGUGCAUCUGUUAAGUACUUCAUCUGCAUUACCCAAUUAAAUCUUCACAACCACCCAUUGAGGGAGGUACAGUUUGAGACGUCUCAUAAAUUAGAUGAUGAAGGCUUCAGAGAAAUAAAAUACAUUGCUUAAGGUUACACAUGUAGAUGGUGGAAUUGAGGUUUAAGACCACUUCUAUUUGACAUUUGGACCUAGGGGUCUUCACUGCAUGUUCUGCUGCCUAGGAAAUGCUUGUUUGAAUAGAUUGGAAUUGAACUGGUCCUUAAAGGAGAAGUAACAUAUGGGUAAGAGUAAGAGUUAAAAGAGUGCAUUUUUGGCAGUGGUAUUGGGGUUACAGUGUUAGUAAAGGCAAGGAAGCAGGAAUUGGAAUCUAAUUAGAGUGCCAAGUGACAGGGAGUAUUGUACAAGUAGGACUGUUUUUUGUCCCCAGAGCAGUAAUUAGUCCUAUUUGGAAGAGUGAGAUUAACAUCUAAAAUAAUUAGAAAAUGUCUGGGCGCAGUGGCUCACGCCUGUAAUCCCAGCACUUUAGGAGGCCGAGACAGGUGGAUCACCUGACGUCAGGAGUUUGAGACCAGCCUGUCCAACAUGGUGAAAUCCUGUCUCUACUAAAAAUACAAAAAUUAGCUGGGUGUGGUGGCAGGUACCUGUAGUCCCAGCUGCUCAGGAGUAUUGUACAAGUAGGCAGGAGAAUCACUUGAACCGGGGAGGCGGAGGUGGCAGUGAGCCGAGAUCGAGCCAUUGCACUCCAACCUGGGUGACAAAGCAAGAUGCUGUCUCAAAUAAAAUAAAAUAAUUAGAAAAUGAGUAUUGUUUAAUUAGAGGUCAAGGAUGAGGUUUGUUUGGAUUGGGAAGAAUCAUAAAGGCACUACUAAUUAAGCCUUAAAAGAAGAGUAGGAUUUGGGUGGGUAGAUGUAGCAAACUGAGUUUUGGGUCAACCUUACCACAGCCUUGUACCAUCUGACAAGUCAUUAGGACUUUCUGAUCCUCAAUUUCUUUAACUGUCAAAGGGGAAUAAUACCAGUGCUGUGUUUCAGAGUUGUGAGUUCAAAAUGGAUAAUAUCAGAGUGCUUUGUAAAUUGUAGGUGUUUCUGUCCUUAUGGUGGAGUAUCUAUUGUUUUCUAAGUUUCUAAACUAACUUUCCUCAAUCUGAGCUUUUAAUUAAUAUAUUAUUAUUAUUUUUGAGAAAGGGCUUUACUCUGUCACCCAGGCUGGAGUGCAGUGUGGAAAUGAUCUUAGCUCACUGUGCGACCUCUGCUUUCCUGGCUCAAGUGAUCUUCCCGCCUCAUCCUCUUGAGUAGUUGGGACUAUAGGCGUGCACCACCACACCCAGUUAAUUUUUAUGUAUUUGUAGAGACAGGGUUUUGCCAUGUUGCCCAGGCUGGUCUUGAACUGCUGGGCCCAAGCAAUCUGCCUUGGCCUCCCAGAGUGCUAGAAUUGCAGGCAUGAGCCACCGUGCCCUGCAGAGCUUUUUAUUUUGAAUUAAUUUCCGAUGUAGAGAAAUGCAAGAAUAGAACAAAGAACUUCUGAAUAUCCUUAACCCUUAAUCCUCAAAUAUUAACAUUUAAUCACAUUUACUUUAUUCCCUCAUUUUUUAUACAUACUGUUUUUUACCAUUUAAGAGUAACUUACAGACAUGAUACCCCUCUAAUCCUGAACACUUAGUUAAAGAUAUUUUCUUGGUAACUACAGUACCAUUAUGAAAAUGGGCACAGUAACAUUGGCACAGUCUUAAUAGCAGAUCUACAGAUCUUACUCAGAUUUUGCCAGUUGUCUCAAUAAUUCCCUUUAGAGCCAAACAAAAUCUAGUUUUUCCUGGUCAAGUCUUCAAUCCAAGAUCACAGGUUGCAUUUAGUUUUCAUGUUUGUUUAGUUGCCUGCAUUCUGGAAGUUUCUUAGUUUCUGUUCUUCAGGACCUUGAUAUAUUUAAAGAAUACAGGCUAGUUACUUUGUAGAAUGUCCCUCAGUCUGUGUCUGUCCGAUAUUUCCUUAUGACCUGAUCAGGUUAUGCAGUUUUGGCAGGAAUAGUACAGAACUGAUGUGGUGUUCGCAGUACAUCAUGUCAGGAGAUGCCUGAUAUCCUUUUAUCCCAUUAUUGGUGAUGGUUAACUUCAACUGCUUGGGUAAGGUGGUCUCUGUCAGGUUUCAUCACUGCAAAGUUAGUAUUUUUCCCUUUGUAAUUAAUAACACUAUUGUUGGGAGAUACUUUGAGAGUAUGUAAAUGUCUUGUUUCUCAUCAACGUGCUUGCCUUAACCAGUAGGGCCAAAUAGUGAUUUUUAAAGUCAACCAUUCUUCUUACAUUAGUUGAUAAUUUACUGUAAGAUUUGAUACUUCUCUCCAUUCACUCACUCAUUCAUUCAUAUUAGUAUGGGCCCAUGGGUUCUUAUUUUAUUCAGUUGUUUGUAAUUUUUUAUUAGCAUAAUUUAUCGCUCAAAUUAUGGUGCUAGUGGAAGCCCCUUUCAAGCUCAACUUCCCACUUUUUGAGAUCCAUACUGUCAUCUGGAUCCUUACUGCUACCUGUUUGUGUGCUAUUCUCCUUCCUUCCUAAGGGGAAGACAUGUCAGCUAAAGCUAAGCUAAGAAAUAUACAGCAUUGCUGCCACUCUGUCUAUUGUCCUCUUUUCUCAUCAUACUCUGUCACAAAUAUAUGUAUUUUAUUAAUUUGUAUAUGUACACAUCUCCAGAAUUUCUUUAUGCACAUACAAGGACAUGUAAAUAUAUAUAUAUUCAUAUCCUUCUCAACACAAAAAGAUAGCACACUGAGCCUUAGAUUUUGUUUUUCCAGUUAACUUUAAGCCUUCCUGAUCCUUUCACAUCAGGGUGUAGAGGAGACCUUUGUUUUGCAGCUGCAUAAUAUUCCAUUUUAUGGAUAUAUCCAUUUUAUUUAACUACUGUAUUUGCAGAUAAUUGUCAGUUAUUGUAAAUAGCAUGUUCCCCACCCUUCGAUACGAUGACCCCUUUCCACUUCCAGAUAACUGUUAGUUGUCCGUACUUUAAAAAAAAAAUGCAAAACUUCAUUUUAUCCUGUUCUCUUCAUUUUACAGCUGUAGCUUUUGAAAAACUGAUCCAAAUCUCCAACUUCCUUACCUAUUUUUGCUCCAGUUCAGUUUUCAUCUCUACUGUCUGGUGAAUUCUAUAGUUUUGAAGGUUGCUAGGGACUUCCUGUUGUGUAGUGCUAGACAGGUUUUGGUGAUUAAUUUAGGUAGGAGGAUAAAAAUGAGAAAAGGAAUGGGGGGUGGUAGUCAAAUGGGAAAAGAGGAAGACUGGAAGGAAAUAGAAGAAGGUGGGAUCUGCACGGGAGAAAGUAGGAGAACAGAAUGUUUUUUGGCAGAAGAUGUGAAGUGUAUUUUUAUUUCUAGCUUGUAACAUACAGCUGGCUUCUAUGUGAGGAUGAGCUGGCUUGUGAUGUGUUCCUGACUGAUAGGCUAGUUGGGCCCUCAGGAAAGUUGCUUCCUGUUUUCUGUCUCCUAAAGCAAAAUAGAGACGCCUAACCCCUUGUCCCAUUAUUGUCAUUUCUCCCUCUGUUGCCAGGGUGGCAAGCAGUGGCACAAUCAUAGCUCACUGCAGCCUCCAACUCCUAGGCUCAGUUGAUUCUUGGGCCUCAGCCUCCCGUGUAGCUGAGACUACAGGGAUUUAGUGCAAGAAGAAGAACAGUUGAUGGAAGAAAAGAAAAAGAAAAAAGACGACAAGAAAAAGAAGGAAGCUGCUCAAAAGAAGGCCACUGAACAAAAAAUCAAAGUGCCAGAACAGAUAAAGCCCAGUGUAAGCCAGCCUCAGCCUGCCAACUCUAAUAACGGCACUUCCACAGCAACCAGCACUAAUAAUAAUGCCAAGCGAGCUACAGCCAACAAUCAGCAGCCACAGCAGCAGCAGCCACAGCAGCAGCCACAGCAGCAGCAGCAACAACAGCAGCAGCCGCAGCAGCAGCCGCCGCAGCAGCAGCCACAGCAGCAGCCACAGGCCUUGCCUCGGUAUCCUCGUGAAGUACCUCCACGAUUUCGCCACCAGGAACACAAACAGCUUCUAAAGAGGGGUCAGCAUUUUCCUGUUAUAGCAGCAAACCUUGGAUCUGCUGUUAAAGUGUUAAACAGCCAGUCAGAAAGCAGUGCUUUAACAAAUCAACAGCCACAAAAUAACGGAGAGGUGCAGAACAGCAAAAACCAGUCAGAUAUAAACCACAGUACUUCAGGAUCCCAUUAUGAAAAUCCCCAGCGGGGACCUGUGUCUUCUACAAGUGAUUCUAGCACAAACUGUAAGAAUGCUGUUGUAAGUGACUUGUCGGAAAAAGAAGCAUGGCCCUCAGUCCCUGGCAGUGAUCUGGAGUUGGCUUCAGAAUGUAUGGAUGCUGAUUCUGCCUCCAGUUCUGAAUCAGAAAAAAACAUCACUAUCAUGGCUUCAGGGAACACAGGUGGUGAAAAAGAUGGCCUUCGGAAUAGCACUGGACUUGGUUCCCAAAACAAGUUUGUAGUUGGUAGCAGCAGCAAUAAUGUGGGCCACGGAAGCAGUACUGGGCCAUGGGGUUUUUCCCAUGGAGCCAUAAUAAGCACAUGUCAGGUCUCUGUGGAUGCUCCUGAAAGCAAAUCUGAAAGUAGCAACAAUAGAAUGAAUGCUUGGGGCACUGUAAGUUCUUCAUCAAAUGGAGGGUUAAAUCCAAGCACUUUGAAUUCAGCUAGCAACCAUGGUGCCUGGCCAGUAUUAGAGAACAAUGGACUUGCCCUAAAAGGGCCUGUAGGGUGUGGUAGUUCUGGCAUUAAUAUUCAGUGCAGUACUAUAGGCCAGAUGCCUAACAAUCAGAGUAUUAACUCUAAAGUGAGUGGUGGUUCUACCCAUGGUACCUGGGGAAGCCUUCAGGAAACUUGUGAAUCUGAAGUAAGUGGUACACAGAAGGUUUCAUUCAGUGGUCAACCUCAAAAUAUUACCACUGAAAUGACUGGACCAAAUAACACUACUAACUUUAUGACCUCUAGUUUACCAAACUCCAGUUCAGUGCAGAAUAAUGAGCUGCCUAGUAGUAAUACAGGGGCCUGGCGUGUGAGCACAAUGAAUCAUCCUCAGAUGCAGGCUCCAUCAGGUAUGAAUGGCACUUCCCUUUCUCACCUUAGCAAUGGAGAGUCAAAAAGUGGAGGCUCUUAUGGUACUACAUGGGGUGCCUAUGGUUCUAAUUACUCUGGAGACAAAUGUUCAGGCCCUAAUGGCCAAGCUAAUGGUGACACUGUGAAUGCAACUCUAAUGCAGCCUGGCGUAAAUGGUCCUAUGGGCACUAACUUUCAAGUUAACACAAACAAAGGAGGUGGUGUGUGGGAAUCUGGUGCAGCAAACUCCCAGAGUACAUCAUGGGGAAGUGGAAAUGGCGCAAAUUCUGGAGGAAGUCGAAGAGGAUGGGGAACUCCUGCACAAAACACUGGCACUAAUUUACCCAGCGUUGAGUGGAACAAACUGCCUAGCAAUCAGCAUUCCAAUGACAGUGCAAAUGGCAAUGGUAAGACGUUUACAAAUGGAUGGAAAUCUACUGAGGAAGAGGAUCAGGGUUCUGCCACAUCUCAGACAAAUGAGCAAAGCAGUGUGUGGGCCAAAACAGGAGGUACAGUAGAGAGCGAUGGUAGUACAGAAAGCACUGGAUGCCUUGAGGAAAAAGGAACUGGGGAAAGUCAGAGUAGAGACAGAAGAAAAAUUGAUCAGCACACGUUACUCCAAAGCAUUGUAAACAGAACUGACUUAGAUCCACGUGUCCUGUCCAACUCUGGUUGGGGACAGACUCCUAUUAAGCAGAAUACUGCCUGGGAUACAGAAACAUCACCUAGAGGGGAACGAAAGACUGACAAUGGGACAGAGGCCUGGGGAAGCUCUGCAACACAGACUUUUAACUCAGGGGCAUGUAUAGAUAAGACUAGCCCUAAUAGUAAUGAUACCUCAUCUGUAUCAGGGUGGGGUGAUCCCAAACCUGCUCUGAGGUGGGGAGAUUCCAAAGGCUCAAACUGCCAGGGAGGGUGGGAAGAUGAUUCUGCUGCUACAGGAAUGGUCAAGAGCAAUCAGUGGGGGAAUUGCAAAGAGGAGAAGGCUGCAUGGAAUGACUCGCAAAAGAACAAACAGGGAUGGGGUGAUGGACAAAAAUCAAGCCAAGGGUGGUCUGUUUCUGCCAGUGAUAACUGGGGAGAAACUUCAAGGAGUAACCAUUGGGGUGAGGCCAAUAAGAAAUCCAGCUCAGGAGGUAGUGAUAGUGACAGGUCCGUUUCCGGUUGGAACGAACUUGGUAAAACUAGUUCUUUUACUUGGGGAAACAACAUAAAUCCAAAUAAUUCAUCAGGAUGGGAUGAAUCUUCUAAACCUACUCCUUCCCAGGGAUGGGGAGACCCUCCAAAGUCUAAUCAGUCUCUAGGUUGGGGAGAUUCAUCAAAGCCAGUCAGUUCUCCAGACUGGAACAAGCAACAAGACAUUGUUGGAUCUUGGGGAAUCCCACCAGCUACAGGCAAACCUCCUGGUACAGGCUGGCUGGGGGGACCUAUACCAGCCCCAGCAAAAGAAGAAGAACCCACAGGCUGGGAGGAACCAUCCCCAGAAUCUAUACGUCGCAAAAUGGAGAUUGAUGAUGGAACUUCAGCUUGGGGAGAUCCAAGCAAAUACAACUACAAAAAUGUGAACAUGUGGAACAAAAACGUCCCAAAUGGCAACAGCCGUUCAGACCAGCAAGCACAGGUACAUCAGCUGCUAACGCCUGCAAGUGCCAUCUCAAACAAAGAGGCAAGCAGUGGCUCUGGCUGGGGUGAGCCCUGGGGGGAGCCUUCUACUCCAGCCACAACUGUGGAUAAUGGUACUUCAGCAUGGGGUAAGCCCAUAGACAGUGGUCCCAGCUGGGGGGAACCCAUUGCUGCGGCAUCCAGCACAUCCACGUGGGGCUCCAGCUCUGUUGGUCCACAAGCAUUAAGCAAAUCUGGGCCAAAAUCUAUGCAAGAUGGCUGGUGUGGUGAUGAUAUGCCAUUGCCUGGAAAUCGCCCCACUGGCUGGGAAGAGGAAGAGGAUGUAGAGAUUGGAAUGUGGAAUAGUAAUUCAUCUCAAGAGCUUAACUCAUCUUUAAAUUGGCCACCAUAUACAAAGAAAAUGUCAUCGAAGGGUCUGAGUGGCAAAAAAAGGAGAAGGGAAAGGGGAAUGAUGAAAGGUGGAAACAAACAAGAAGAAGCGUGGAUAAAUCCAUUUGUUAAACAGUUUUCAAAUAUCAGUUUUUCGAGAGACUCACCAGAGGAAAAUGUACAAAGCAAUAAGAUGGACCUUUCUGGAGGAAUGUUACAAGACAAACGAAUGGAGAUAGAUAAACAUAGCCUAAAUAUUGGUGAUUACAAUCGAACGGUCGGGAAAGGCCCUGGUUCUCGGCCUCAGAUUUCCAAAGAGUCUUCCAUGGAGCGCAAUCCUUAUUUUGAUAAGGAUGGCAUUGUAGCAGAUGAAUCCCAAAACAUGCAGUUUAUGUCCAGUCAAAGCAUGAAGCUUCCCCCUUCAAAUAGUGCACUACCUAACCAGGCCCUUGGCUCCAUAGCAGGGCUGGGUAUGCAAAACUUGAAUUCUGUUAGACAGAAUGGCAAUCCCAGUAUGUUUGGUGUUGGAAACACAGCAGCACAACCCCGGGGCAUGCAGCAGCCUCCAGCACAACCUCUUAGUUCAUCUCAGCCUAAUCUCCGUGCUCAAGUGCCUCCUCCAUUACUCUCCCCUCAGGUUCCAGUUUCAUUGCUGAAGUAUGCACCAAACAACGGUGGCCUGAAUCCACUCUUUGGCCCUCAACAGGUAGCCAUGCUGAACCAGCUAUCCCAGCUAAACCAGCUUUCUCAGAUCUCCCAGUUACAGCGAUUGUUAGCGCAGCAGCAAAGGGCGCAGAGCCAGAGAAGCGUGCCUUCUGGGAACCGGCCGCAGCAAGACCAGCAGGGUCGACCUCUUAGCGUGCAGCAGCAAAUGAUGCAACAAUCUCGUCAACUUGAUCCAAACCUGUUGGUGAAGCAGCAGACUCCACCAUCUCAGCAGCAGCCACUCCAUCAGCCAGUCAUGAAGUCUUUCCUUGACAAUGUCAUGCCCCACACUACACCUGAGCUGCAAAAAGGGCCAUCACCAAUAAAUGCUUUCAGCAACUUCCCUAUAGGCUUGAACUCAAACUUGAAUGUAAAUAUGGAUAUGAACAGUAUUAAAGAGCCACAGUCAAGACUAAGGAAGUGGACGACAGUGGACAGCAUUUCUGUGAACACAUCUUUGGAUCAAAACUCCAGCAAACAUGGUGCUAUUUCAAGUGGUUUCAGGCUGGAAGAGUCUCCAUUUGUUCCCUAUGACUUUAUGAACAGCAGUACUUCACCAGCCAGUCCUCCAGGUUCAAUAGGAGAUGGCUGGCCACGUGCCAAAUCGCCUAACGGCUCUAGCAGUGUUAAUUGGCCACCAGAAUUUCGUCCUGGUGAGCCAUGGAAAGGUUAUCCAAACAUUGACCCUGAAACUGACCCUUACGUCACUCCUGGCAGUGUCAUAAACAAUCUUUCAAUUAAUACUGUGCGGGAAGUUGACCACCUCAGGGACAGGAACAGUGGGUCAUCCUCAUCCUUGAACACCACGCUGCCUUCAACUAGUGCCUGGUCAUCCAUUCGUGCCUCCAACUACAACGUUCCCCUCAGCAGUACAGCACAAAGCACUUCAGCCAGAAAUAGUGAUUCCAAAUUGACAUGGUCUCCUGGUUCAGUUACAAACACCUCUCUGGCUCAUGAGCUGUGGAAGGUCCCUUUGCCACCUAAAAACAUCACUGCUCCGUCCCGCCCACCUCCGGGACUGACUGGUCAGAAGCCACCCUUGUCUACGUGGGAUAAUUCUCCCCUUCGUAUAGGUGGAGGAUGGGGAAAUUCUGACGCCAGAUAUACCCCAGGUUCCAGCUGGGGUGAGAGCAGCUCAGGGAGAAUAACAAAUUGGCUUGUUCUAAAAAACCUUACACCUCAGAUCGAUGGCUCAACUCUGCGCACUCUGUGCAUGCAGCACGGCCCGCUGAUCACAUUCCACCUGAACCUCCCUCACGGAAAUGCUCUGGUCCGCUACAGUUCAAAAGAAGAGGUAGUGAAGGCACAAAAGUCUCUGCACAUGUGUGUACUGGGGAACACUACUAUUCUUGCUGAGUUUGCCAGUGAAGAGGAGAUCAGUCGUUUCUUUGCACAAAGCCAGUCUCUGACCCCUUCUCCCGGCUGGCAGUCUCUCGGGUCCAGCCAGAGCCGGCUGGGCUCCCUCGACUGUUCCCACUCAUUCUCCAGCCGGACCGAUCUCAAUCACUGGAAUGGUGCUGGGCUGUCGGGAACUAACUGUGGAGACCUUCACGGCACUUCACUCUGGGGGACCCCGCAUUAUUCCACAAGCCUGUGGGGUCCUCCAAGCAGCAGCGACCCCCGAGGAAUUAGCAGCCCAUCUCCCAUUAACGCUUUUCUUUCUGUUGACCACCUGGGUGGGGGUGGAGAGUCCAUGUAACAGUGUAGAUGCAGACUCACCGACCGGGACCUCAGACGCGAGGGAAAGGAGCACUAAGUGGGGCUCGCCGCCUGCAGCCAGGGGCCGCCUGUGGGAACAGCUAUUCUCUGCACAUUUUCCACUUUGUUUUCCCCAAAACAUAUCAGUUUGAAUACUUGAAUCAUGCAGGCCAAUAUUAUAAUGUGAAAAGGUAUCUACUCUAUUUACACUCCCAAAUAGCGCCAUACAUGCUAAACCGUAGAGAAUGAGCUCGCUUGUGUCUAUUCAUCAUGUUUAGCCUUUGGAUUCUUUUUUUUUUUUUUUUCCUUCUAUUCCUCCCCCCUCCCCACCCUUUUUUUUCUCUCUUGCAAAACCAUUUUUUGGGCUGAUAACGUAUGAGCUUUUCCCUUUGCACUGAAUGAUGUUCUCUCCGUCUCAUCGGCAGUAUGGGGGGCAGCUGUCCCAGUGUCAAUGUUUACUCAAGGGUGUUCUUAGGAGGCGUGCGCUCUCUACUAUGCCUUGAUGUUGCCUACCUUAUUGUGGUAUCGUGGAGUUUAAAGAUCAAGUUAGGAUGCUGACUUAGGAUUAUUAAUGAAAGUGUUGCACCAGUUUUUUCAUGUUGUAAAACUAAAGAAUUUCGCUCUGCAGUUUGAAAAACUGUGGCCACAGCUGUGACUUGCAGCCCACCUGCCACCCAGGACGGGCCCUGCACUUUGAAUAGGCUUUCCAUUUUGUUUUGGAGGUUCUCACGUUGAACCUUCUUGUUUACAGAUUUUUUUGUUUGUUUUUUGAGAAAAAAAAUGUUUACUCUUCCAUCAUUUAAAAAAAAUGUAAAAGACAAAAAAAAUGGAGGAUGAUUUAAAAGAUGCUUUCUAUCUCUGGGAAAAAGGAGCAGCAUUUGGCCAUGUUCUUUUGUUUUUCUAUUCCUGUCCCAAAUCAAAGAGCAUGGUUCUCAGGAAAACCAGUUCCCCAGUUUAAAAAAAAAAAAAAAAAAAAAAAAAAAAAAUCCUUGUAGUUUCUUAUAGGAAAAAAAGAAAAACCCCAACUUUUAGCACUGAUACUACAUAUUGCUCUGUUAAAGAAUUUUCUCUGCCAAAAAAAAAAGAAAAAACAAAAAAACGCUUAAAGCUGGAGUUUGACAUUCUGCUUUCAGAUGCUGUCUUUUUAUUAGUGAGUGAUGAUGGUUUGCUAAUAAUCAAUAGGUAAUAAUUUUUUGUAAUCCCAUCAAGUGGCUCCAUAUGUUUCUGCUCUCUUGUGACUGUGUUAAUAAUGUUUAACUGUUGUACCUUAAAGCCGAAAUCAGUAACUAUGCAUACUGUAACCAAGGUAUUGGGCUUACAGAGUUGUUUGUUGUAUAAAGAAAAUUUUAAAUGUUGUUGCAAACUAACGAGUUACACCAUUUUAAACUUUCUUUCCUCCCCCCUUUUUUUGCCCACAAAUGGUAUUAUAAUGCUUGCUUAGUCAAAGAAGAGAGACUAAACAAGGGUAAAAAUUUUAACAGUACAGAAUUUGCCAUCAUAUCAUUGCCUUGAUUCUAACUGUUUGUGUCCUAAGAUGCAAAAGAAGUCAGUGGCUUUUAACUGUUUACAAAUAGAAUGUGAUUGUAAAAUGUACAGUUUGGUUGUGUUUGAAUUAUGAAAUUUCUUCAGAUAUAAUAAACCAUGACUUUUUGGCUGCUCAACAUUAAUUGUCUCCUUUUUGUGAAUUUAUUUGUAGGCUCUUUUUUAUAAUGAAAGUUUCAAAGUUGCUACGUAUGAGGGUUCUCAUAGAGCAACCGAUUAAAAAUUUAAGCAAAUAUUUGAACAUUUUAUCUGAACUCAUCACAAUUUCACCCUGAAAUAAUGUGAGAACAAUGGGAAACUGUAGCUUGCUCCUUCCCACCCUCUCUGAGCAUCUUUGGGAUCUUGUUGCUCAAAACUCUUCUGUGACUUCAUCUUCCCCACCAUUUGUGCCCAUCUCAAGCCUCAGCAAGAAACCAUGUGGAACAUGAAGCUUAAUGACUUGACAGUGUACUAGUGUUAAACUCUCAUACCUCUGUUACAAAGCGAGAAACGCCACACCCGGACUGGCCUUUUCUUCCCCCUUCACCGCCCUCGCUUCUCCCUGCAGGAGCUCGGGGCGAAACCUGUGUAUGGAUUUCAGUGUAUGACUUCAGAUCAUGCUCCAACUUGCCAGGUGUAAGCUAAUGUUGUCGGACACCUUACUAUAAGCAAAUGUUAUUCAGUGCGUUCAAUGUAUAUUGACUUCCAUACUGGUUUUUCCAAAAACCAAAGGUAGCUUUGAAAAACCAUGUCUGGAAAUGUUUGGAGCGUUAAGCUGAUUGACCUUCUGACCUUGGGGCUUUGAGUAGUAUAUAAUUCAUAACUGCGUUAAUUGUAUUGUUAAAGUGUUUGGGAGUUUUUUGCGCUUGUUAUGUGGAAAUAAAGUGUUUGAUUUAAAAUUUUUUAAA
Molecule: messenger RNA, 14512 nt
Organism: Symphalangus syndactylus (siamang)
Lineage: Eukaryota; Metazoa; Chordata; Mammalia; Primates; Hylobatidae
Gene: TNRC6A
Product: trinucleotide repeat containing adaptor 6A
Biological process (GO): miRNA-mediated post-transcriptional gene silencing; positive regulation of nuclear-transcribed mRNA poly(A) tail shortening
Cellular component (GO): P-body; nucleoplasm
Molecular function (GO): nucleic acid binding
Source: RefSeq, a predicted model, not a curated record